AUGUUGACGUCCACGUCGGAUCGCGGAGGCCGGAACCUUCUCGCGAAGGCGGUGCACGGCGGGGCGGCACCGGUGGUGUGCGCCCUGGUGGACAUCCUGCUUGCCUACAAGCUCGCGCCCGCGCAGAGGGUGAAGGUGCUCAGCUCCACCGACUGCAGAAACCAGACUACUUUGAUGGUCGCCGCUCAGUCGGGGCAAGCAGAGAUUGCGCAAGCGGUGAUCAGGCUUGUUGGAGAGGACUGGGUGCCGAACGAUGACGAGGAAGCGGAAUUUGUAACCAAAACAGACAGCCGGGGUCGGAGCGCCCUCUUUUACGCCGUCCUCAGCGGACACACGGCCGUCGUGGAUGCCGUGAUUUCCCUCAUCGAGCGAGCGGUCAAUCCGAUCAUCGACGACUGCCUCCCUUUGGCGAUGUCCGAGGUGCUCAUGUCCAACAGCCAGGUCCCAGGGAACGAGGCCGUCUCGGUGUUUUCGUGCCUUAUCAAGCACGGCGCCGCACCCACGCCAAGGCAGGUGUCACUCGUGGGGAGAAAAGCGGGCUUCGAGGCGGCGAGGAAGUGCUUCCUCGAUGCCGUGUGCUCCGCCGUGAACCCCUUGCUGGUCGGGAUGCGGCUGUCUCUGCUGCUCGCGGAUGCUGCAGGGAUGGGCAAUGAGGGGCAGCGGCAGGUGGCUCUCCGCCUGCAGAAUGAAGUCGAAGACCUCGUCCUUGAAGUGUUCGAGAGGUUGCCGCAGACCGUGGAUGGCUUUCGAGAGGGAGACGUCGGCGGCAGCGGCAUGGAUGCAUGCAGCGUCGUUUUCGCCCCAGAGAAGAUACGGCCACGUGACGAAACCAUCCCGUCCCACUUAUUCCAAGACGGCACCGGCGGAACCCGAGUGGACUCCGGGCCGCUGGAAAUGGCGUUGCAGGCCCGCCACCAGCUUGAGCUGUUCUGCACCCAACCGCUGGUUCUCGAUUACCUAAACCGCGCAUUCACGCGAGGGCUACCGGGUCUCGACGCGUCGGAGACCGGGGCUCAGGAGGCCGACCAAUUCAAGCUUCUCAUGCAGCGGAACGCGUCCGUUCAAGUCAACGCCGGCGACGGUGAGAGCUCGGGAGAGGUAUCGCGGGAACUGCUGGAGGUGCUCGAGGGGUCCCACUCGGUGUUAGGGAGCCUGACACUGUCCGCGGGGAAGCAGUUCAUCCUGGCGCAGGUCGUGGCGCGGCCGGCGUUCAGCUACUCGGUACCCGCCGUGAGGAUGGCGGUCGACCUCCUGGUGUACCUCCUCAUGCUCGCGCUCUUCGCUAAGGACGUCCUCUGGUACAAAGAGGGUACCGUCGAGGUCGGCGAGGUAGUGUUCUUCGUAUACGUACUGGGCGCGAUCCUGGUCGAGAUCACCGAGCUGUGGGACGGGAGGGAGGAGUACAUGAAGGACCAUUGGAACGCUCUGGACGUGGCCGCCUUGGCGUUCUGUGGGGGCGCGUUCCUUGUGCGGGUGUACGACCCGGAGAGCCUGUGGGGGAGAGCCCUGUACUGUGCUGGUGCGCCGCUCCUGCUAUUUCGCACACUCUUUUUCGCGCAGUUCAUGCCGGCGCAGGGACCAAUGAUCGAGGUGAAGGAAGCACGAGGGUACCCAUCAUUUUUACGGGAUUUAGGUUUGUCCCUGAUCAUCUUCAGCCUGGCGGGCGAGCUGCUGAGGUUUUGCACCAUCCUGCUGGUGACAAUGAUGGGCUUCGCAAUGAGCUUUUUCGCUCUCUUCCGGCAUUCCUGCACAGUCGGCUCAUUUCAAACGUAUUGGUCGACGUCCAUCGCGCUGCUACGGGCAAUGCUGGGGGAGACUAAACUGUACGAUGACUUUACCGUAGCCGCGGAGUGCUGCUAUGAUGCCGUUGAGCCAUCGGACGAGUUCCACUGCGAAGACUUCCUGAUGGAAUGCUGUCACAGCGUGGAAUCUGAGCACUUCAACGGCCUCGUCGGAAAGGCUUUGCUGGCCGCCUACAAUGUGGUGAUGGGAAUCAUUCUGCUCAAUCUGCUCAUCGCCGUUCUCUCCGAAGCGUACGUGGACGUCAAGGAGAACAUCGACACUGAGUCCAAGGUGACGAGAACCCUGGUGAUUCGGCACUACAUGAAAGCUGUCGAUCAGGACAUGCUUCCGCCCCCUCUGAACCUGAUCCAGCACGCCGUGUCGACGCUGGCGAUGCUCUUCGGCUCCCUCAUGGGUAAGACGGGGGUCUUCCGGAAAGCGGAGUUCUACUCGGGACUAGUGCUGUUCUGGUUCGUGUCCGGCCUUUUCGCAGUGCUCGCCGGAUCGAUACUGUGGGCCAUCUCCUGGCCGAGAGGGGUAUUCAUGUUCUUCCUGCGACGGUCAUCACACAGCGGUAGGGUCUCGGGGAGCGCUCAGCUGGUCGCUCUCUUCUGCGGCGUGGCAAUGCCGCUGUUGAUGCUGUACAAGUGGCUGUGGACGUCGACGUGCGGAGCACUGUGGCGGCAUCUGGUGGAUGGCGGCGCUUGGUCGAACGACGGCGGGGCCAGUGCGGGCUACGACGAGAUCCGAAGCGAUGGUAGCAGAAGACCCCGGCCGCACGACGACGGUAUCAUCGGGAAGACACUGGAGCGUUACGGCGGCACGGCGGGACAGGGGGGCGCUCUCAACGUGCACCAGCUUCGAGAGUUCUUGGCGAACCCGAUGAAGGACCCCGUGGUCCAGCGGGACGAGGAGACGAGGGAGACCACAGUAGAGCACGUAAAGCUGUUGAGAGACAACCUCACGGAUAUGGUCGGCGAGAGGGUGGGCGAGCUCGAUGCAGCCGCGACGGCGAGGUUUCAGAGCUUGGAGACCAGUAUGGACGGCCGCGUGGACGCGCUGUCGGAGAAGGUGGACAGAGUUGAUGAAAAGCUGGCGGAAAUCUUGCGUAAGUUGGAUGGUGCCACCUGAAGCAGCUUUCAAAGGACCUCGUUUUUGGUCGGGAACCUCGUUCAUUUGGUUUUGCGUUGGGAUGUAGCAUUGACGCACGUGCAAUAUGUCGUGGCGGUUUCCAGUUCUACGAGAGUUUGUGCUGUUUGGGAGCAAUUGAUGCGUAUUUCCACACGCGAACGUUGCUUGGCUGUACUGCUGAAUGGGAUAUUGGGUGGGAAUUGUGACGUUGUAAGCAUUGUAUCGGCUUUCACGUGUUUCUGUUUGUGCACUCCCGAGUGCUUUCCCGGUGGUUUCCUAGAACCGCCAUCCCAUGUGCCGUUCUCCAUAGUGUACCAAGUAGGUGCGGUGGGAAGCAUUCUCCCGUUACCUGAACCAUUGGAUAAUUCGGCUUGGUCGUCACGACUCCACCUUGGGUUGGGUUCAGGACCUUUCAUUGCAUUUUUUUUUUUUUUGAGUUUGCAGCAGAGGCAGUCGUCACCCAUCAAUCCACACGUGCGUAUUCCUUUCAUGUUUUCUACUACGGAGUACGAUGUAUACAAACUUCGAAAAUUUACGAUAUUUGCAGCAUGCAUGCGUCGCCAGAGUACACUCGAGAUGGGAACCCAUGGCUAGAUGCAACGUCGGCGGCGGGGUGAAUCGUCAACGCUCAGUAUUUAUUACCGUUGAAUUUUUACAGGGUGCCGAUCAGAGGUCUGUCACGAAGGCACGAUCUGGCAGGUGUGGCAGCCUCUGAUAGAGCAUAGUCCUUAACGCAUGUAGAGAUGUUUUUUUCCGCGGAAUCUCGUUCUGUUGGAACGAUAGGUGACAAAGAUUGCGGACAUUAAAGCGCCAUUGAACGUGACGAUUGGACGCCUCUGCAGAUCGUGUACACGACCGUGUU
Ectocarpus sp. CCAP 1310/34 is the source of this 3775-nucleotide messenger RNA. The record is from the annotation of a GenBank genome assembly. NCBI's taxonomy places the organism in Eukaryota, Phaeophyceae, Ectocarpales, Ectocarpaceae.